Molecule: messenger RNA, 1713 nt
Organism: [Candida] anglica
Lineage: Eukaryota; Fungi; Ascomycota; Pichiomycetes; Serinales; Debaryomycetaceae
Source: the annotation of a GenBank genome assembly
AUGACAGUGGCUCUUCCAGUGUCAUUAGAAAAGCUGAACUACAAAUCAAAAUACCAAAAUAUAUCGAUACUUGGGAAUGGGAGCUUUGGCACCGUAACCUUGGCCAAAUACCGCAACCUGUUGGCCAACCUUUUUCAAAGCUCAGCUAGCUGCAGGGCCACUAUGAUGGAGCCAUUGCUUGAUAGCAAUGCCCACCUUAAUCCAUUGGUGGCUGUAAAAACCAUGAAUCGUAAACUUGCCAAUACUAUGGACUACAUGCGAGUGAAAGAGGUACGGUUCAUUUUAUCGGUCCCAUCGCAUCAUUGUCUUGUUCAAAUAUACGAGAUGUUUGUUGAUGAGGUGGAUUUACAACUAUGUAUUGUCAUGGAGUCCAUGAAUCAAAAUUUGUAUCAACUUAUGAAACAAAGGAAGAAUAUUAGAUUUUCAUCGGUCACAUUGAAGAGUAUACUCCGUCAAUUGACAGAUGGUCUUAGACAUAUACAUCGUCAUGGGUUUUUCCAUAGAGAUCUUAAACCUGAAAAUAUCUUGGUGAUUUCCACUUCACAAUAUUAUGGCUGCAAAGAAAAUAUUCCAAUUUCGCGUAAAGAUGAUAACUAUGUUGUCAAGAUUGCUGAUUAUGGGUUAGCUCGUCAUGUUCAAAACAUGAAACCAUAUACCGCAUAUGUCUCAACACGAUGGUAUAGAUCCCCUGAGAUAUUACUUCGUAGAAAAUGGUAUUCCAAACCAGUUGAUAUUUGGGCAUUGGGGACUGUUGCGGUGGAAAUUGCAACUUUUAGACCUUUAUUCCCAGGUUCAAAUGAAUUAGAUCAAACUUGGAAAAUCCUUGAGGUCUUAGGAUGUCCAUCAGUGGGUAAUCAACCAUUUAGAGGGGAUGAUAAGCAAUCGACUGGAAAUACUAAUAAUCUGAUACAAACUCUGCUUCUGCUGCUGCAAUUACUGCUGCUGCUUCUGCUGAAAUUAUCAAUGAAUGAUUCAUUAGAUGAUUUCACUCCUUUUGGAGGGUAUUGGGAAGAAGCACAAACUUUAUCAUCCAAACUUGGAUUUAUUCUUCCUGCCACUUUAGGAUCUCGAAUUGAAGAUAUUUUACCCGGAAAUAACUAUGAUCAAUUGGGUAAAAUAAUUAAAAUGUGUUUAACAUGGAAUCCUGAUACAAGAGCAGAUAUUGAAACUAUUUGUGCACAAGAAUAUUUCCAAGGUACUUGCUUAGCAAGUCCAUAUAGAGAGCCAGAAAGAUUGUUCGAUGGUAAGGAGAAUUUAAAUCAUAUGAGAGAACCCAAAAAUCUAAAAUUGGAGAAUAAUGAUGAGAAUAAAGAUCCAAUUGAGCGUAUACAACCAAUGGUUGUGAGUGUUUCCAAGGAAAAGGAAAUAGUUAACAAUUACUUGGGACAUACAUGUAAUGUUUACGAUGAUGAUAAUGAUGGAUAUGAACUGGAAUUUAUGAAAAGUCUUACACUUGAUGAUUUUCAAGAAUAUUCAUUUGCCAAUAAUUUUGAAGAAACCAUGGCUAGCGAUAAGGAAGGCUGUGAUAUUGAAGAUUAUGAAGCAUACAUCAAUUAUGAUGAAGCUGAACUAGCAACUUAUCGAGCAAAUAGUGGAUAUUCAUGGGAAAAUGAUGCAGAAGAUGAGAGUAUAGAUAACGAUCCAGAAGAUAUGCAAGAAGACUCUAGACAAGUGGAUUACUCUUUUGGAAGUGGGUACGAUAUUAAAUGCUAA